GAAUACUUGUAGUGGGCACUUCCUGUUCAUCAAAAUGGCAACAUCGCUCCCUUGACACGUAAAGCUUGAAGAAAAUCUCUUAUUUUUAGAUAUUUUAUGUAGUUUUCAGGGUGUUAUGAAGAUGAGUAGACUUCUGGUCCAAAAUAUAAUGGUGACAGAAAAGUAAAUGAGGUUACACUGUGUGGAUAAUAACUUGCACUGUUAAAUUUGAAAGGGCUAGUGACUAUACAUAAGCAACAAGAUGCGAAGAGGAGUUGGAGCUGGGGCUGUUGCCAAAAAGAAGCUGGCCGAGGCCAAAUAUAAAGAGAGGGGAACUGUUUUGGCUGAAGACCAAAUUAUUCAAAUGUCCAAACAACUGGAAACAUUUAAGUCCCACUUGGAAGAAUUUGCCAGUAAACAUAAACAAGAAAUCCGCAAGAACCCUCAGUUCAGAGUUCAAUUUCAAGAAAUGUGUGCCACCAUAGGAGUGGACCCUCUUGCAUCUGGUAAAGGUUUUUGGUCAGAGAUGCUUGGAGUUGGAGACUUCUAUUAUGAACUUGGAGUGCAGAUUAUUGAAGUUUGCCUUGCCCUAAAACACAGAAAUGGAGGGCUUAUUACUCUUGAUGAGCUUCAUCAGAGAGUACUGAAAGGAAGGGGUAAAUAUGCACAGGAUGUUAGCCAAGAUGACUUGGUGAGAGCCAUAAAGAAACUGAAGGUGAUGGGGAGUGGGUUUGGGAUGAUCCCUGUUGGUGGUUCAUAUUUGGUGCAGUCAGUGCCAGCUGAGCUCAACAUGGACCACACUGUUGUACUGCAACUGGCAGAGAAAAAAGGAUACGUGACAGUUAGUGAGAUAAAAGAAAGUCUUAAAUGGGAGAAAGAGCGAGCUUCACAUGUCUUGGAUCAUCUUCUGAAAGAGGGACUGGCCUGGUUGGACUCUCAAGCAGCUGGGGAACCUCAAUAUUGGCUACCAGCUCUGUUCUCUGAGCUGACGUCACGGGAAAUUACACCGGAGGAAGCGAAUCAGAUGACCCCUUGAAGAAGAGCUGGAGGGCCGGACUGUUAACGGAGUGUCUCGGGACUUUGUUGAUAAACAAAAUGUGCCCAAGGGAAGGGUCACAUGACUGAGUUGGCAGAAGGGGUGAAGUCACUAAGAUCAUGUUCUGCAUGCAAAGCAAAACAUUCCUCUGACAGCCUCUCAGUGCAUCUAUGCAAAAAGAGCACUUGAACUUGUACAACUACUGAAGGCAAGAGAGGUGUUUUAUGUUGUGGUGGGCAAUAUAAUAAUCUCUAAAUUGCUCUUUUUAAAUGUAUGCAAAAUUAGAAUAUUGAUUAUAUAGUUUAUUACAGCAGGAAAGGUGUUAAAAAGCAGUGAAAAGAAAUGAUUAAACAAGUAAGAAGAGCAUAAACUUGCAGAAUAGUUUAAGGGUAUAAGGUUAUAUUUCUGAAUUUUUGUAUUCACAGCAAACUCGAAACUAACAGGUGGAUUUCUAGCGACUUGCGUAAUUAUUAUAUAAAUAAACACUGAGUUCUGUCAA
This is a messenger RNA of Boleophthalmus pectinirostris (great blue-spotted mudskipper), 1514 nucleotides long. RefSeq names its product SNF8 subunit of ESCRT-II (gene snf8). The record is from RefSeq and is a predicted model, not a curated record. Lineage: Eukaryota; Metazoa; Chordata; Actinopteri; Gobiiformes; Gobiidae. Gene Ontology annotation, biological process: protein transport to vacuole involved in ubiquitin-dependent protein catabolic process via the multivesicular body sorting pathway. The transcript is spliced from 8 exons. The coding region runs from base 242 to 1015 and encodes 257 amino acids. Gene Ontology annotation, cellular component: ESCRT II complex.